UUAUAAUGCCUCAGUUCUCGUUUAUCGUUUCCACAAUGCUGAAGUGCAUAAUAUAACGGUAUUAGUACAGUUUCUCAUUGAAAGUUGUAUAGUGUAAUUGUGGUAAUACUUUAAAACAUUGAUUUUCCUAUCUUGGUAGUAAAAUAUUUUGCAAAAUUGAUAAAUCACCAUAGUUGUACUGUAAUGUGGAUUAGAUUGAAUAUUUAUUAAAGUUUAAAGUUGAAAAAUAAAUCAUUAUGUGGGAAUUAGUUGAAUCUGUAUUACAUUUCAAAUUAUUUUGGAUCACAUCUUUUGUGUUUGCUAUUUAUUUCUAUCUGAAAUUUGUAACUUACAAUUAUUUCAAAAAAAAUGAUAUACCAGCAGAGGAUUCAAUAAUACCAUUUGGAAGUUUAUUGCCUAUGGCCCUUGGACAAAAGUGCAUUGGUCACUUAAUCAAGGAAAGUUACGAUCGUCACAAAAAACAUCCUUUUCAUGGAUUAUACAUGCUUCAUACACCAGAGUUAAUAAUAAACGAUCCUGAUUUAAUUCGUCUUAUUUUAGUGAAAGAUUUUAAUUAUUUUCAAGAUCGUGGCUUACAUUUUAAUAAAGAGCUCGAUCCAUUAUCAGCUCAUUUAUUCUUUCUUCCUGGCGAAGAAUGGAAACAUCUGAGAUCGAAACUUUCGCCGACAUUUACCUCAGGUAAAAUAAAACAAUUUUUUCCCUUAAUGGAAAAAAUAGGUAAAGAUCUUACAAGAGAGUUGGAUAUUUGCGUUCAAAAAUCAAACACAGUGGAAAUUAAGGAUCUAAUGGGCAGAUUCACAACUGAUAUGAUUUCCUCUAUUGCAUUUGGUUUGGAAUCUAACAGUUUACAAAAUCCAAACACAGAUUUUCGUGUGUAUGGGAAAAAGUCCUUGGAUACACAUCCAGUGAAAGCAAUCUUUGGAUUCUUUUGGUCCAGAUUUCUCGAUAUUUUGAGAGUGCCUUUUACUCCUAAAGACGUUACACAUUUUUUUCAAACAGUCUUCAGUGAUGUAAUAGAUCACAGACGAAAAAAUAAUACGGUCAGAAAAGAUUUUCUCAAUUUAUUAAUUCAGCUUAUUGAUCAUGGAGAAGUCGAGCGAGAUGAACAAACGAAUAAUUCACAAAAGAAACAACAAUCUGCAAAAAUAGCCGAUACAAUUAGCAUGUCAGCAGCAUGUGCACAAAGUUUUGUAUUUUUUAUUGCGGGAUUUGAAACUUCAUCAUCAACAACUACAUAUUGUUUACAUGAAUUGGCUCAAAAUCUAGAGAUUCAAGAAAAAUUACGCAAAGAAAUUAACAGUACCUUGGGAGGUCGCAAUACGUUGACUUACGAAGAUAUACAGGGAAUAAGUUAUCUCGAUAAAGUUGUAUCAGAAACAUUGAGAAAGUAUCCAAUUCUUCCAAUUUUGAACCGUAUCUGUCUGAAAGAUUACCAAAUUCCCAAUUCUAAUUUUUAUAUUAAAAAAGGAAUGAAAAUCAUUAUCCCCGUAUUGGGUUUGCAUAAUGAUCCAAAUAUUUAUCCAAACCCUGAAGAAUUCAGACCAGAGCGUUUUGAUUCUGAUCAAGUUGCCAAAAGAAAUUCAUUUGCUUAUUUACCAUUUGGAGAAGGACCAAGGAUUUGUAUUGGAAAACGAUUUGGGCUUCUACAAGUAAAAGUUGCUUUAAUUAAAAUAUUGACAGAGUUUAAAAUUACGAUUUGUGAAAAAACUGAAAUUCCACUGAAGCCAACAAAGCGUAAUAUACUUAUUAUGCCGGAAAGUGAUGUAUUUUUAAGAGUUGAGAGAUUAAUAAAGUAAAUUUUUUUGGAA
Messenger RNA from Leptopilina boulardi, 1808 nucleotides. RefSeq names its product probable cytochrome P450 6a14. Bases 237 to 1796 code for a protein of 519 amino acids. Gene Ontology annotation, molecular function: heme binding; oxidoreductase activity, acting on paired donors, with incorporation or reduction of molecular oxygen; iron ion binding. NCBI's taxonomy places the organism in Eukaryota, Metazoa, Arthropoda, Insecta, Hymenoptera, Figitidae. The transcript has 6 exons. The record is from RefSeq and is a predicted model, not a curated record.